AUUGGACUCCCUUUUCCAAUAAACUUUAUUAUAAUCGUAUCGUAUGCUGUAGAAACAAGUCUCCUUUACCUAUGUUUUAUACUAUAUAUAAAAAAAGAACGUUUUUUCUUUCAUUUUCAUUUUUUUCUCUUUUACUUUGAAUUUAGUAUAUAUCUUGAAGUUGGCCUAUAGAUUUUAUAUCAGUGAAUAUUUUUUGGUUGUAAAUAUAUAAAAAGGCACAGAAUUCUUUUUUUUUGGUCCUGUUUCCCGAGAAUAUUGCCUGAUAUAAUGUCUACUGAUCACCAACAAAAAGAAGAGAUAAAUUCUUCACAAAUUUCUAUCAAGAGUAACCAACUGUACAUGGAAGAUAGUUAUAUUCAAUACGACCUCCAAGUGGCAAAUGUCAUUGCUGAGGCUGACUAUCAAGAUUAUUGGGAACAAGACAAAGAACAGACUAAUGAUGAUGUGCAAGAUGACUCUGAUUCUUUGCUUAACCUUGUCAUGGGUGUUCAAAACUAUUUGGCUGAACAAAAGACAAUCCGAACAGAAGAGUAUAACUCACCACUUUAUGAUCUGCAAUACAAAAUGUACAUCUACAUGCGUCAAAAAGCAUUUGAGCUUGGUUCUCGACCCUAGUUGCUUUCAAAUUACUUUUCCCUCCGUUUUUUUUUUUCUUAAAUCCCUUUCUCAUGUAGUCUACUUUCCUCCUUAACGUAAAAAUAAAGAUGUUCU
This is a messenger RNA of Gilbertella persicaria, 711 nucleotides long. RefSeq lists its product as uncharacterized. The coding region runs from base 268 to 615 and encodes 115 amino acids. The transcript has a single exon. NCBI's taxonomy places the organism in Eukaryota, Fungi, Mucoromycota, Mucoromycetes, Mucorales, Choanephoraceae. The record is from RefSeq and is a predicted model, not a curated record.